Molecule: messenger RNA, 2708 nt
Organism: Papaver somniferum (opium poppy)
Lineage: Eukaryota; Viridiplantae; Streptophyta; Magnoliopsida; Ranunculales; Papaveraceae
Product: ATP-dependent DNA helicase DDM1-like
Exons: 15
Coding region: 100-2340 (746 amino acids)
Cellular component (GO): nucleus
Molecular function (GO): DNA binding; ATP-dependent chromatin remodeler activity; ATP binding
Source: RefSeq, a predicted model, not a curated record
CUAUUUUUACCCUUUGCACCUGUAGAGAAAAACCCUAAAAUACUCAAACUUUUCCCAAACCAUUUUCGCUCCUUCGUCUUCUCUUCUCGUUUCCUAUCAAUGGAUCCGGAAACUGGUAAGAAGAAUGAGGAUAUUGCAGAUUCACCAACAUCCGUACUCGGAGAUGAGGAGAUCUGCGAGGAUGAAACUGGAGAUGGAUCUGAUGGAGUUGAAAAUGGUGAUUCAUCUUUACUUUCAUCAAAACUGGUGGAAGAAGAAGAAUAUAAAUUACAAGAAACUGAUGUCAAGGAAGUAGAUGAGGUUAUGAAUGACACCAAGUUUAAUAAAUUGGAUGAACUUCUCACCCAAACACAGUUGUACUCUGAGUUUUUGUUAGAGAAGAUGGAUGAUAUCACAUUUAAUGGGGCGGAGGAGGUUAAGGAAGAGGAACCUGUUGUUACCAAGAAAAGAGGUCGAAAGAGGAAGGCUGGAAAUCAAUAUAACACUAAGAAGGCCCAGAAAGCAGUUGCAGCCAUGUUAUCAAGAUCUGACGAAGGCACAGAACCAGAAGAUGCUAGUCUUACUGUGGAGCAGAGGGCUGAGAAAGAACAGGCUAGACUUGUCCCCCUAUUAACUGGUGGAACUCUGAAGGCAUAUCAAAUCAAAGGUGUGAAAUGGAUGAUUUCACUGUGGCAGAAUGGACUUAAUGGUAUUCUGGCAGAUCAAAUGGGUCUUGGCAAGACUAUUCAAACCAUUGGAUUUCUUGCUCAUUUGAAAGGGAAGGGAAUGCAUGGACCUUACUUAGUAAUAGCUCCUCUUUCUACCUUGUCAAAUUGGGCAAGUGAGAUAUCCAAGUUUACUCCUUCGAUAAAUGCUGUCGUAUAUCAUGGAGAUGCGAAAGCUAGAGAUGAGAUAAGGCGAAAGCAGAUGCCUACUACGAUUGGGCCCAAAUUUCCCAUCGUAAUCACUUCAUAUGAGGUUGCAAUGAAUGAUGCCAAAAGAGUUUUGAGGAAAUAUAGUUGGAAAUAUGUUGUUGUAGAUGAGGGGCACCGGCUGAAAAACACAAAGUGCAAACUCCUGAAAGAACUGAAGCACAUACCCAUGGAAAAUAAGCUUCUUCUCACAGGAACUCCACUGCAGAACAACUUGGCCGAGCUGUGGUCGCUUCUGAACUUCCUUUUGCCUGAUAUUUUCAAUUCCCAUGAAGAAUUUGAAUCAUGGUUUGAUUUAUCAGGAAAGUGCAGCACUGAAGCCGAGAAGGAAGAGUUGGAAGAGAGAAGAAGGGCUCAGGUGGUGUCGAAGCUUCAUGCAAUCUUACGCCCAUUUCUCCUGCGAAGACUAAAGUCAGAUGUUGAGCUGAUGCUCCCUAGAAAAAAAGAGAUCAUUUUGUAUGCAACUAUGACUGAUCACCAAAAGAAAUUGCAAGAUCAUUUGAUUAAUAAAACAUUUGAGACCUAUAUGGCAGAGGAAAAGGGAGAGCAGAAUAAAUUCGUGAAGGGCAAGCUGCGCAAUUUGUUUCUUCAACUUCGGAAAAACUGCUAUCAUCCCGAUCUUUUAGAAUCAACCUAUGACGUAACAAACCUUUAUCCGCCUAUUCAAGAAUUAGUGGAGCAGUGCGGUAAAUUCCGUUUACUGGACAGGCUAUUGGAGAAACUGCUUGCUCGGAAGCACAAAGUGCUCAUAUUUUCCCAGUGGACUAAAAUGUUGGACUUGAUUGAUUAUUAUCUCAGUGAAAAAGGGCUUCAAGUCUGUAGGAUUGAUGGCUCUGUAAAGCUAGAUGAAAGAAAGAGACAGAUUCAGGAGUUUAAUGACAUCGAUAGCAGUUAUAGAAUAUUUAUACUCAGCACUAGGGCUGGUGGACUGGGAAUAAAUCUAACCUCUGCAGAUACCUGUAUUCUAUAUGACAGUGAUUGGAACCCUCAAGCAGAUUUGCAGGCGAUGGAUAGAUGCCACAGGAUAGGCCAAACCCGUCCUGUUCAUGUUUACAGGCUCGCAACUGCCCAAUCUGUUGAGGGUCGGUUGUUGAAGAGGGCUUAUAGUAAAUUGAAGCUUGAACAUGUUGUGAUUGGAAAAGGACAGUUCCAGCAGGAAAGAACUCCUACUUCUUUGGAAGCCAUUGAGGAAACUGAUAUCUUGGCUCUGCUCCAAGAUGUAGAAGAUCCCGAGGAGAAGAUGAUUCAGACUGAUAUCAGUGAUGAAAGUCUCGACAAAGUCAUGGACCGCACCGAUCUGAUUGCUGACCCAAAAUCAGAAGAAGACACCAAUGCCUGUACUGGCUUUGUUCUUCCUCUUAAAGGUCCUGGCUGGGAAGUGAUUCUACCGGUUGCAGGUGGAGGCAUGCUUAGUGCACUCAAUAACUGAGUGUGUGCCUAUGUGGAGUGUGGGUCCCAUAUUUUGCUUAUCUAGGAAAGCAAGGCUGUCAUAUGUGGCCAUCUUUUCUUUUCUUUUAUUUUCUUUUCGGGGGAGUCAGUGUUGAAGCAGUAUCAGGUAUCAACUGUGAAAUAGCUCUUUCUAGUGGUUCUCUGUUUUGGUGUAAAUGGUUAAGGAAAUGUCUAAAUACUGAGCUCUCUUAGUAAAACACUGAGAAGUGGUUAAAUUGAAUCGAUGCUAUCUUUUGAAUGGGUUUCUGAAACCACAUUAUCUUGUAGAAAGAAAAGGUAACGUUGUGGAUUCUUAUUCUGUUUUUACUCUAAAAUUAACGAACUAAUUUUUAUUCUAGUUGUCAAUAA